UCUGCCGGAGCUCUCCCUCCGCUGGUCUCUCACUCUCAUUUUGCUGCUGCUGCUGCAAUAGUGAGUGUCGUUGUGGGUUGUGGGUUGUGCCGGUAGCUAGCAUCAGGGCUUCUUCCACUCCGGGACAUUCAUUGUGUUGCUGCCACACCCGCGUGCGUCGUCAUCAGGAAUCGUGACUGACUGACUGUUUUCAACAGGUUUGCGGUGUCUGGAAUUUCGGGCUUUCUUCUGCGCUAUACCUGGAGCGUGGAGACGGUGCUCGACUUGAGGGAAAAAAAGGGUUUUCGAGUGGGUAGGUGAUUGCGAUUUAGGUGGAAGGUGUCACCAUGCCGAGGUACUACUGUGACUACUGCGACACGCAUCUAACUCAUGACUCUCCUUCGGUGAGAAAACAACAUUGUGCAGGAUACAAGCACAAGGCAAAUGUGCGGCAAUACUACCAGCAAUUCGAGGAGCAACAGACACAAAGUCUAAUUGAUCAAAAAGUGAAAGAACAUUUAGGGCAGACAGCAGCUGCAUUAGCACAACAACAAGUUGGUGGAGCUGUUUAUUCACAUUUGGCAACUCUAGGAGGCGGUUACAAGCCAAUGGCUGCCCCAGGUCUUUUACGACCUCCCGUGUUGGCAGCUGUACGGCCUCCUGUUCUGCCCCCUCCAUCUGGACCUUCUUCAGGCUAUGGAAGUGGAGCAUUACCUUCGUACAGACCUCCAGUGGUUCCACCCCCUGGUGGUAGCUCCAAUCAGUAUUAUAAUAAUAAUGGCCCCUCACAGUACUCAACCAGCAAUGGUGCUCCACAGUACUCGGUGAACAACAGCUUGGUGCCACAGUCUUACUCUUCAAGUAGCUCGGGUGCUCAGUCUCAGUAUAUGUCGAGUGCCAAUGGAGGGCAGGCUCAGUAUCAAACAAGCAGUGGAGGUACCCAGCAGCAGCAGUAUUCUAAUGGACCAACCAGACCUCCAAUUUCAUCGACAUACAAUCAGGGGCCCAUGUAUCAAAGGUAGAAUGGUGUAAGUGAGGUGAGAACCCUCAGUGUAGAAUUGGACUGUUAUGGUCUAAUUAGUAGACAUGCAUUUGCCUUGGGACUACUUGGGUCAAAUGUGCUCAAAAUCACAUGCAGCGAAUGGCAUUCCACGAUCUUUCUUCAGUGACGAUGAGUUCAAGGCGUUCCUGGCGGGAAGAUGUGGUGCAGGUAGUGUUGUCUGGUAAAAAUGUACUUGCUAAGUUAUAGUCAGGUUAAUAGUUUUCCUGAUGGGCUGACAAACGUUUCAUCUUCUUCAAGUCUUAAUUGCGUUAUGCGGAUGUGUUUGUAAGUGAUGCCACAUUAUCGGGUAUUGAGUUAUUCCUACCAGGAAGGAAAGUUUGUGGUAAUCAUACUACGUUAUAACUCUUGUAGAUAGUUUAGUUGAAUGUCUGUCUAACUGGAAAGGUGUGGUCGAGGACAAUGGUAACAGAUUCGGCACGGAGGUAUCUUCGCUUGGUUUCUGUUGAACUUAUUUCUGAUACUAGCAUCUUCAUAUUUCAUUUGAGUGUGUCUAGCUCGUUUCAAAUUACUUCAUGGUAUCUGAAUCAUAUACUGCGUCAUCAAGGCGCCUUGUGAAGGUUUGUUCACUUUGUGAUUAUUGAAUUUCGUUUGUAAGGUAAGCAAGGAUGUCUUGUGUACCUCGUAAGUUUUAGACCGUUCUAAGUUUAUUCUCUGCUAACUUUCACCUCAUUACAAUUAUAACUUUCUCUUGUUCUAGUUUGCCCUUCAUGGGAAAAAUACCACUUACAGUUGGUGAUUAAAAUUGCAUCCGUUUCAGUUCUUUCUGGAUUUUGUAUUUUCGCGAAAUUUCACAGGUGGUGGUUCAGAUUCCUAGCCGGUACAGUUGUUCCACUAUCCUCUUCCCCUUUAGAUGCAGUUUAUCUUCUGAAAUAUGGCUGUUUUUUCUGGGAUUGUGUAAAAUGUGUUAAAGAUAAUCUUGUAUGUCGAGCAAGAAGGGUCUACCGGCUCGGUAUCAAUUAAGCCCUGGAGGUUCUCUGCAGCCGUUAUUCCGUUGAACCAUACGGUGUCUACUCCAUCAACAUACAACCAAGGACUUGCUUGUUAAAAGAAGACUGGUGUAAGCAGGAUGAGAACUUAGUCCUGAAAAUUGUGUCGAUUGAAAAGGAAAGAACGAAAGUUGGAGUUCGAAGUCGCUAGACUUAACGAUUAUCCUAGAAUAUAGGUCUCAGCAUGUGUGAAUAAUCUCUUUUGUAGCUUCCACAUCUGUUGACCAAUUUGUGACUUCCACAGUUAUCUGGUGACUACUUCCUCGCC
This is a messenger RNA of Physcomitrium patens, 2296 nucleotides long. Its product is annotated as U1 small nuclear ribonucleoprotein C. The record is from RefSeq and is a predicted model, not a curated record. Lineage: Eukaryota; Viridiplantae; Streptophyta; Bryopsida; Funariales; Funariaceae. Gene Ontology annotation, molecular function: zinc ion binding; pre-mRNA 5'-splice site binding. Gene Ontology annotation, cellular component: U1 snRNP; nucleus. Gene Ontology annotation, biological process: spliceosomal snRNP assembly; mRNA 5'-splice site recognition; mRNA splicing, via spliceosome.